AUGCUUACUCAUAGUGGUGAGGCUUAUGAUGAAGAAGAAUCUGCUGCAAGAGCAUAUGAUUUGGCUGCACUUAAAUAUUGGGGAGCAUCAACUUUCACCAAUUUUCAGGUAUCCGAUUAUGAGAAAGAGAUAGAAAUAAUGAAUACUAUGACCAAAGAGGAGUAUUUGGCCACAUUAAGAAGGCAUCAUCAUAAUGGUAGAUGGGAAGCAAGAAUAGGAAGAGUGUUUGGAAACAAAUAUCUCUAUCUUGGAACCUAUAGUACACAAGACGAAGUUGCAAGAGCUUACGACAUAGCUGCAAUUGAGUAUAGAGGAAUCCAUGCUGUAACAAACUUUGAAUUAAGCAGUUACAUAAAAUGGUUAAAGCCAGAAAGCACCACAGAACCAAACCAUGAAUCACUAGCACUGCAAAAAGAGUCUCAAACAAUAGCAUCGGUGAAUAACUCGACUCUAUUACAAGAAUCAAAGUUAUUAGCCCUUCAAAAGAGCUUUUUCAUUCAAGAUUAUAAUCUGAAUUCCAUUGAAAUCCAAGAAUCAUCAUUUGAGAACAAGAACUACAGUUUCUUGAGCAACAAGUCAACUUCUCCCACCGCGCUUAGUCUUCUCCUUCGAUCUUCGUUGUUUAAGGAUUUGCUUGAAAAGAAUUCAAAUGUAUCUAAGGAUGAAGUCGCGAAAGGGCAACAAAUAGCUAGUGAUGAUGAACUUGGAGAAAUCUUCUACGAGGGUAUUGGCAAUAUCUCAUUUGACUUUGAUCCCAAUCGAUGCAGCAUAAAAUUGCAAGAAAGAGACUUACAGUCAAUAUUCUAUACAUAGGUUGUCUUGUUUAAAUCUCUACUGCUUUGAUAAUAAUCAUAGUUGUAACAAGAACAAGCUUCAUGCUAGAAUGUGUUUGUGGGAA
Vicia villosa (hairy vetch) is the source of this 898-nucleotide messenger RNA. RefSeq names its product AP2-like ethylene-responsive transcription factor At1g16060. Gene Ontology annotation, biological process: regulation of DNA-templated transcription. Lineage: Eukaryota; Viridiplantae; Streptophyta; Magnoliopsida; Fabales; Fabaceae. Gene Ontology annotation, molecular function: DNA-binding transcription factor activity; DNA binding. The coding region runs from base 1 to 813 and encodes 270 amino acids. The record is from RefSeq and is a predicted model, not a curated record. The transcript has 4 exons.